AUGUCAUCGGCGCCGGCGCCUUUACCUGUCUCGGUAUCUGAUAUGACGGGUCAACAGAAGGCGGAACACACGCUUGCUCAGUCUGGGACAUCGAAGUCGAAUUACAAGGGUUUUGUGGCGGGCGUUUUUUCAGGCAUUGCAAAGCUCAGUGUUGGCCAUCCAUUCGACACCAUCAAGGUUCGCCUACAAACCAGCAAAGAUGUACAGUUCCGAGGACCGUUAGAUUGCACGUUGCAGACUUUGCGAAAGGAAGGAUUACAAGGGUUUUAUAAGGGAGCUACACCGCCGCUGGUCGGAUGGAUGGUGAUGGACUCUGUCAUGCUGGGCUCAUUGACCCUAUAUCGCCGAUUACUACUCGAAAAUGUCUUCUCGAAACCUCACAUCCGCCCUUACCUCCCCUUCUCGCGCUACCAGCCAGACCUCGCAACCCUUCCUAGUUUCGGACAUGGCAUUGCAGGUAUCCUGGCUGGUACAACGGUCAGCUUCGUAGCUGCCCCAGUAGAGCACGUCAAGGCACGCCUGCAGGUGCAAUACGCCGCCGACAAGUCGAAGCGCAUGUACAGCGGGCCGAUUGACUGCCUACGCAAGCUGGUUCGCACGCAUGGCAUCAGCGGCCUAUACCGCGGCCUCUGGGCAACGGUCCUCUUCCGCUCCUUUUUCUUCUUCUGGUGGGGCUCCUAUGACGUCCUGACUCGCUACUUCAAAAAGAACACUACACUGUCCGCCCCUGCGAUCAAUUUCUGGGCCGGUGGUAUCUCCGCACAAUGCUUCUGGCUCACCUCCUAUCCGUCCGAUGUCGUUAAGCAGCGUCUUAUGACGGACCCCAUGGGUGGUGCGCUGAAUGAUGGCAAGCGCCAGUUCCGUGGCUGGAAGGACGCUGCGGUCGCCGUAUGGCGCGAGCGUGGGUGGAGAGGGUACUGGCGGGGCUUUGUGCCAUGCUUCCUUAGGGCAUUCCCGGCGAAUGCGAUGGCUCUGGUUGCGUUCGAGGGUGUGAUGCGUACCUUGCCCUAA
Molecule: messenger RNA, 1011 nt
Organism: Penicillium crustosum
Lineage: Eukaryota; Fungi; Ascomycota; Eurotiomycetes; Eurotiales; Aspergillaceae
Exons: 5
Coding region: 1-1011 (336 amino acids)
Biological process (GO): transmembrane transport
Molecular function (GO): transmembrane transporter activity
Source: RefSeq, a predicted model, not a curated record